UUUUUACACCAUCUUUGUCGUUUAUAUCCUUUCUUCUUACUUUUUUUUUUUUUUUUCAUUCGUACUGGUUUGUUUAACGACUCCUCCACUAGUUCUGAUCUCAUGUUUGAGCUGAUAGAUUGAAUCACGACUUCAAUUUCGUCUUCAAUCGAUAUGCAAUCCGAAUAUGAUAUUGGUACUCUGUACCAAGAAGCUCGGACCCGUUGGUUGAAACCUCCUGAGGUUCAAUUCAUAUUGCAGAAUUAUGAGAGAUUGAAGCUUACUGAUACGGCUCCUCAAAGGCCUGCGAGUGGGUCUUUGUUUCUUUUCAAUAAAAGGGUUCUUAAAUUCUUCCGUAAAGAUGGUCAUCAAUGGCGUAGAAAAAGGGAUGGUAGAGCUAUUGCAGAAGCACACGAGCGACUUAAGGUGGGUAACGCCGAGGCCUUGAAUUGUUAUUAUGCGCAUGGAGAGCACGAUCCCACUUUUAGGAGACGUAUCUACUGGAUGCUAGAUCCGGAAUAUGAGCAUAUUGUCCUUGUGCAUUACAGGGAUGUAAGCGACCGAGAAGAGGGAAAUCAAACAAAUGGACAAGUUUAUCAGUUUGCACCAGUUCCUACGACUCAUUUUUCAAGUCCAAACUCCAUCGGGACUCAGAAUGCGAGCUAUAAUCACUACAUUGGUGAUUCUACUGACAUACAUCAGCAUUCAUCUACUUCUCAUGGCACUGCAGAGGUUAUCUCUGAACUUGAAGGCAGUGCAAGUUCUUCUGAGUUAGGGCAAGCUUUAAAGAAGCUUAAAGAACAACUGAGUAUCGGAGAUGAACACGUUGAUUCUAUAGAUCCACCCUACAUUCAGCCGGAAAGUCUCGACAGUCUCCAGUUUUUAGGGUGUAGUAAUGACAUUGAUCACCUUCCUCAACCAACAACUAGAUAUCAGAGACCAGAGAAUAACAAACUGGAGCGAUGUUACGGAGGCAAUUUUGGAGCUCAAUACAAUGCCAAGAAUGAUUCAAACAAACUAGAGAGAUGCUAUGGAGGGUAUGUCGGAGCCCAAGACCGUUCUAGCAAUCUCAUGCUCGUAAAGAAUGAUUCAGGUGGUACAGGAGGGAGUGUAGAUGAAGGGUCCGGAUCUUGGAAAGAUGUGUUGGAGGCAUGUGAGGCCACUAUACCUCAUAACUCCGAGGGAAGCACACCAAGUUCAGCUAAAGGAAUACUAGCUGGAAUCCAGGAAGAUUCAAACUGGAGUUACAGCAAUCAGGUUGACCAAUCUACAUUUUUGUUGCCUCAAGAUCUUGGUUCUUUCGAAGUACCUGCUUCUUAUUCUGCACUGGGAGCUCCUGAGGAUAAUGGUGAGUACUGUCCAAUGAUGGAUGAUGGAGGGGAAUUCGAGCUGCCUUUCGAGCAAGAAAUGAGCCAGACUGGUGCACAUCAGCUAAAGUUUACUAUUCAGGACAUAUCACCAGAGUGGGGUUACGUGAAUGAAACCACAAAGGUGAUAAUCAUUGGAUCGUUUCUCUGUGAUCCAGCAGAAUCUAUGUGGUCUUGCAUGUUUGGGAGUGCUAAAGUUCCUAUUGAGAUCAUUAAGGAAGGUGUUAUUCGAUGUAAGGCCCCUCCAUGUGGUCCUGGGAAAGUCAAUCUAUGCGUUACUUCUGCAGAUGGACUCUCAUGUAGUGAAAUAAGGGAAUUUGAGUAUCGCGAUAAGCCUGACACAUCUUGCCUUAAGUGCACUUUGUCACAGACCUCUGAUAUGUCCACAAGUACAGAUCAGCUUUUAUUACUUGUAAAGUUUGUACAAACACUUAUGUCAGACCAACGAUCAGAAGGAGAGAGUAACUCAGAGUUGGGCAAUGAUAAGCGGUUGAAGAAACUGAAAGCAGAUGAUGAUCAAUGGACCCAUGUCAUAGGAGAGAUCCGAGAUGGCAGUUCAUCGUCAACAAGAAGAGUUGAUUGGCUUCUACAGGAACUGCUUAAAGACAAGCUGGAAGCUUGGCUCUCUUCAAGAUCCAAAGAUAGAGAUUCUUGGUCAAAGCAAGAACAAUGCAUUAUCCAUAUGAUUGCAGGCCUUGGCUUCGAGUGGGCACUCUAUCCAAUCCUUGGUCAUGGUGUCAGUGUUGAUUUUCGUGAUAUUAACGGAUGGAGCGCUCUUCAUUGGGCUGCACGGUUUGGGAGUGAAAAAAUGGUGGCUGCCCUUAUAGCUUCAGGAGCAUCAGCUGGAGCAGUGACUGAUCCCAGUCAGCAAGACCCAAAUGGCAAAACUGCGGCUUCAAUAGCUGCCUCUAAUGGCCACAAGGGUAUUGCAGGUUAUCUAUCAGAGGUGGCGUUAACAAACCAUCUCUCAUCGCUCACACUUGGAGAAACCGAGAUUUCGAAAGAUUCUGCGCAAGUGCAAGCAGAGAUAACAGUGAAUUCGAUCUCAGAACCAGGUCCUUCCGAUAAUGAGGAUCAAAUUUCACUGGAAAAAACGUUGGCUGCAGUACGAAAUGCAGCUCAAGCAGCCACACGAAUUCAGGAAGCUUUUCGCGCACAUUCAUUCAGAAAGCGAAAGCAGAGAGAAGCAGCUAUGGCUGCCUGCUUACAAGAGUACGGAAUCUAUUGUGAAGAUAUUGAAGGGAUCUCAGCCAUGUCAAAGCUAACGUUUGGAAAUGUGAAGAACUACCAUUCAGCAGCUCUAUCUAUUCAGAAAAAGUAUCGUGGCUAUAAAGGUCGAAAAGAGUUUCUGGAGCUUCGCCAGAAAGUUGUGAAGAUUCAGGCUCAUGUGCGAGGUUACCAAAUAAGGAAGCAUUACAAGGUAAUCUGUUGGGCAGUAGGAGUUUUGGAUAAGGUUGUACUCAGGUGGAGAAGAAAAGGAGCUGGGCUAAGAGGGUUCAGGCAAGACGUAGAAACUACAGAUGACAGUGAAGAUGAAGACAUUCUCAAGGUGUUCCGCAAGCAGAAAGUAGAUGGUGCAGUGAACGAAGCUUUCUCUCGUGUUCUAUCGAUGGCCAAUUCUCCAGAAGCUCGCCAGCAAUACCACCGCGUGCUCAAGAGAUAUUGUCAGACAAAGGCAGAGCUUGGAAAAACAGAGACAUUAGUUGGAGAUGAUGAUGAUGGAUUGUUCGACAUAGCUGAUAUGGAAUUUAACUCGUUGUUUACACUGCCUUGAGGGAAAAGAUAGGCAAGAAGAGCUGUGUGGGUUGUAGAGGUUUAUCAAGUGUGUAGAUUUGUGAAGUUUCAAGAGUGAGUAGCUUAGAUUUAUAAGAGUUGCAGAGAAGAAGAAAAAAACAAAAGGGAAAAGCCCUUGUUACUGUUAGUAGCGUCUGUAAAAAAGGGUCUCACUGUGGCUAACUUAAAAGCUUGAAUGCUUCGAUGUUGGUUGGAAAAUUCAAAACAAUGUAAAUACAACAAAAUUUGUGAUCUCAUUUUUUUAUGUAUUUACACCUCCAGAACAAAAUUGGGCAUGAGUUUAAUUGUUAUGGUAA
Molecule: messenger RNA, 3436 nt
Organism: Capsella rubella
Lineage: Eukaryota; Viridiplantae; Streptophyta; Magnoliopsida; Brassicales; Brassicaceae
Product: calmodulin-binding transcription activator 4
Exons: 13
Coding region: 154-3120 (988 amino acids)
Biological process (GO): regulation of transcription by RNA polymerase II
Cellular component (GO): nucleus
Molecular function (GO): double-stranded DNA binding; transcription coregulator activity; protein binding
Source: RefSeq, a predicted model, not a curated record